Notolabrus celidotus (New Zealand spotty) is the source of this 7001-nucleotide messenger RNA. RefSeq names its product lysine (K)-specific demethylase 5A (gene kdm5a). The record is from RefSeq and is a predicted model, not a curated record. Bases 1032 to 6302 code for a protein of 1756 amino acids. Gene Ontology annotation, cellular component: nucleus. The transcript is spliced from 29 exons. Gene Ontology annotation, biological process: chromatin remodeling. Gene Ontology annotation, molecular function: histone demethylase activity; DNA binding. NCBI's taxonomy places the organism in Eukaryota, Metazoa, Chordata, Actinopteri, Labriformes, Labridae.
GAAGGCACCACGAAAGCUCACCCAAUCUUGCUAGUCGUGGCUAGCAUGUUAGCAAAUGCGGAUACAAUACUUCCAGACGACGUUUAAUAUGCGGAAAGUGACAUCCGGAAAACAAAGCAUGCGAAUUAACGGCAUUUUUCUCCUGUUUUGUGAUUACAACUAACCCACUCCGGCCACAGUGGACUCCUCUACUCAGCCGACUUCUCAGCUAAUGUCGUGAACGUCAAUGUUUAGCUGCGCAACGGCAGUGUUAGCUAAACUGAUAUUAGCUAACCCAAAUUAGCUGUAUGCUAGUUUUCCAUGAAGUGUUUAAAUGAAUGGGGGUUGUUGUUGAUGGCAUCAGCCAACAAUGUACACUGGCUAGAGCUAGCCUCCUUCUUGUUAUGGUCCAACUUUGCUUAUUCUUAGCGCACAAAUAAUGCUCGGAGGAGUUGACGUCAAGGUUGGAGUUUAAGGAGGAUGCGUGAUCACGUUGGGGAAUGAACAUUACAAGCUUGCUACAGGAUUUAGUGGAUAACUUUGUGGAGAGAAUGCAUCAUCGCGAAGAAAUCAUGCACUAUCCAGGGACCUAGAGGUAGCAGGAGCAACGUUAGCUUACGUACAAUAACAUUGUGAAGCCUGAGUUUGUUGUUUUGUUUUCUUUUGAUCACAAACUUCUAUUUUAGCUGCCUGUUUCUGGGUUGGCUGUUGUUGUGAGGCUGGAGGAAUGAUGGCGUUUCAGACUGACCCUGCCCUCCGUCCCAGGUAGGGUGGUGAAGACUCCCCCGGCCUGCCCUGGCCUGGCCCUCUGAUUACGGAUGAUGGGAACACAUUGAUCAGCCCUGUUGUGUAGUAUUUAUGCAAUCACUUCUUUUAUGAUUUGGACUUGUGAUGCCAUGCCAAUGAAGUGACUUGAAGGAUUGUGGUGGACACAGAGGAAGUUCCCCCAAAGACCAGAGUUAUUGGAUUUAAUCAUGGACUCUUGAGCAACAAAACCUACAUUUUAGCUGAUCAUUUUUUUUAAAGACUGUUUCUACAUCACAUCACCAAACAUGUCUGCGUUUGCGGAGUUCGUCCCCCCGCCUGAAUGCCCGGUUUUUGAGCCGAGCUGGGAGGAUUUCUCGGAUCCUUUAGGAUUUAUCAACAAGAUUAGACCCAUCGCAGAGAAAACGGGCAUCUGCAAGAUCCGACCCCCAGAGGACUGGCAACCUCCCUUUGCCUGCGAUGUUCGCAACUUCCGCUUCACUCCUCGGGUACAGAGACUGAACGAACUGGAGGCCCUCACCCGGGUUAAGCUCAACUUUCUGGAUCAAAUAGCAAAGUUCUGGGAGCUGCAGGGAUCCAAAAUUCGAUUCCCACAUGUGGAGAGAAAGGUUUUGGAUCUGUACCAGCUAAGCAAGGUUGUGGCUUCAGAAGGCGGCUUUGAGACACUGUGUAAGGAGAAGAGGUGGUCCAAGGUGGCCAGCAGGAUGGGCUUCCCCUCAGGAAAAGGCACUGGCUCACUGCUGCGCUCCCACUAUGAGAGGAUCCUUUAUCCUUAUGAGCUCUUUCAGUCUGGAGCCACACUGACCGGCAUGCAGCGACUGUACGAUGAAGGAGACGACGGGGACGAUCUAGACGAGGGCGUUGGCGAGGAGACGGCAGAGGAAGACGACCCAGAUGAGGAGGAUGAAAAGGAGCGAGAGAGAGAUGCAGACGGUGAUGCGACGCAAACGAAAAUGCGACUUCUGCCUGAGAGACGCUCCAGGCGCCUGAAGUCAGAGGUAAAAAGGGAAAAUAAGGAGCCAAAAGGCCUGAAAAUCUUUGGUACAAGUCCCAAGAUGGUUGGAUUGGAGAUUGUGCCAGCAGAUGAUGGUUUCAACAAGAAGCAGCGUCACCUCAAAGCCCAGGCCUUUGCCAUCAAAAUGAGACCACGGAAGGAGACCCUGGAAGUCAACUUUAUUGACCUCUACCUGUGUUUGGUGUGUGGACGUGGUGAUGAGGAGGACCGCCUGCUGCUGUGUGAUGGCUGUGAUGACAGCUACCACACCUUCUGCCUGAUCCCGCCGCUGCAGGAUGUACCCAAGGGGGACUGGCGCUGCCCCAAGUGUGUUGCUGAGGAGUGCAGUAAGCCCAGGGAGGCAUUCGGCUUCGAGCAGGCUGUGAGAGAAUACUCACUGCAGAGCUUUGGAGAAAUGGCUGACCACUUCAAGUCAGACUACUUCAACAUGCCCGUUCACAUGGUCCCCACAGAGCUGGUGGAGAAGGAGUUCUGGCGCUUGGUCAGCAGCAUCGAGGAGGACGUUAUCGUGGAGUACGGCGCCGACAUCAGCUCUAAGGAAGUGGGCAGUGGGUUUCCUGUUAGGGACGGGAAAAGGAGGCUACUUGGCGAUGAAGAGGAGUAUGCAAACUCAGGCUGGAACCUGAAUAACAUGCCGGUGUUGGAACAGUCAGUGCUCACCCACAUCAAUGUGGACAUCUCUGGUAUGAAGGUGCCCUGGCUCUACGUGGGCAUGUGCUUCUCCUCAUUCUGCUGGCACAUCGAGGAUCACUGGAGCUACUCAAUCAACUUCCUGCACUGGGGUGAACCGAAGACUUGGUACGGCGUGCCAGCCUCUGCAGCAGAGCAGCUGGAAGCUGUAAUGAAAAAAUUGGCCCCCGAGCUGUUUGACUCCCAGCCCGACCUCCUCCAUCAACUUGUCACCAUCAUGAAUCCCAACAUCCUAAUGGAGCACGGCGUCCCCGUGUACAGGACCAACCAGUGUGCAGGGGAGUUUGUGGUGACCUUUCCAAGAGCCUACCACAGUGGGUUUAACCAGGGCUACAACUUCGCUGAAGCUGUUAAUUUCUGCACAGCUGACUGGUUACCCAUGGGGCGUCAGUGUGUGGCCCAUUACAGACGCCUACAUCGCUAUUGUGUUUUCUCCCACGAGGAGCUAUUGUGCAAGAUGGCCGCUGAUCCAGAAAGUCUGGACGUGGAACUGGCUGCUGCCGUCUUCAAGGAAAUGGGAGACAUGGUGGAGGAGGAGACGAAACUCAGACAGGCUAUCCAAGAACUGGGGGUGCUGUCCUCAGAGCAGGAGGUUUUUGAGCUUUUACCUGACGACGAGCGGCAGUGUUACAAAUGUAAAACCACCUGUUUCCUGUCCGCCCUGACCUGCUCCUGCAGCCCCGAUCGGCUGGUGUGUCUCCAUCAUUGUAAAGAUCUCUGUGACUGUCCACACGGCAACAUGUGUCUCCGGUAUCGCUAUGAUCUGGAGGAAUUUCCCUCCAUGCUGUACGGGGUGAAGACACGGGCUCAGUCAUAUGACACAUGGUCAAAGAGGGUCACAGAGGCCUUGGCUGCAGACCAGAAAAACAAAAAAGAUCUUAUCGAGCUGAAGGUUUUGCUGGAGGAUGCAGAGGACAGGAAGUAUCCAGAGAAGGCGUUGUUCCGUCGACUGAGGGAGAUGGUGAAGGAGGCGGAGACGUGCAGCUCAGUGGCUCAGCUGCUGCUGAGUCGCAAGCAGAGGCACAGCAGCCGUCUGCGUUCUGAGAGCAGUCGCAACAGAACCAAACUGACAGUGGAUGAACUCAAGGCGUUUGUGGAUCAGCUCUACAGGCUGCCCUGCAUCAUCAGCCAGGCCCGACAAGUCAAAGAGUUACUGGAGAAUGUUGAGGACUUCCACGAGCGAGCCCAGGUGGCGCUGUCGGACGAGAUGCCUGACUCUUCCAAACUGCAGGCCCUCUUGGACCUCGGCAGCGGCCUGGACGUAGAGCUUCCAGAGCUGCCCCGGCUGAAGCAGGAGCUCCAGCAGGCACGCUGGCUCGAUGAGGUGCGUGUCACGCUAGCUGAGCCUCACCGCGUCACCCUGGAGCUGAUGAAGAGGCUCAUCGACUCCGGGGUGGGCCUUGCUCCUCACCAUGCUGUGGAGAAGGCCAUGGCUGAGCUGCAGGAGAUUUUAACAGUAUCAGAGAGAUGGGAGGAUAAGGCCCGCGCAUGCCUGCAGGCCAGGCCUAGACACAGCAUGGUGACCUUGGAGAGCAUUGUCUUGGAAGCGAGGAACAUUCCUGCGUACCUCCCUAAUAUCCUGGCACUGCAAGAGGCUCUACAGAAGGCCAAGGAGUGGACAUCAAAGGUGGAAGCAAUCCAGAGCGGCAGCAGCUAUGCUUACCUGGAGCAGCUUGAGAGUCUUUUGGCCAGAGGUCGCUCCAUCCCCGUUCGGCUUGAUCCCCUGGCCCAGGUGGAGUCUCAGGUGGCUGCAGCUCGAGCCUGGAGGGAGAGAACGGCUCGCACCUUCCUCAAGAAGAACUCCACGUACACACUGCUGCAGGUCCUCAGCCCUCGCAUAGACAUCGGGGUUUACGGCAACAGUAAGAGCAAGAGGAAACGCGUCAAGGAACUCAUGGAGAAAGAGAGAGGAGGCUUCGACCCGGACACUUUAAGCGACCUGGAGGACAGCCUGGAAGAGGUGCGAGACCCUUCCACUGUCGUAGCAGCCUUCAAAGCCAAAGAGCAGAAAGAAGUGGAGUCCAUCCACUCGCUCCGCGCUGCCAACCUUGCCAAGAUGGCCAUGGCCGACCGCAUCGAGGAGGUCAAGUUCUGCCUGUGCCGAAAGACCGCCAGCGGCUUCAUGCUGCAGUGCGAGCUCUGCAAGGAUUGGUUCCACGGAGCGUGCGUGCCGCUACCUAAGACCGGAUCUCAGAAGAAGCUAGGUGUGGGUUGGCAGAGCAACAGCAAAGACUCUAAAUUCCUGUGUCCGCUGUGUCAGCGGUCGAGGAGGCCGAGGUUAGAAACCAUCCUGUCGCUGUUGGUGUCGCUGCAGAAGCUGCCGGUGCGACUUCCUGAAGGAGAAGCCCUGCAGUGUCUGACUGAGCGGGCGAUGAGCUGGCAGGACCGAGCACGGCAGGCUCUGGCCACAGAGGAGCUGUCCUCAGCUCUGGCCAAGCUGUCUGUGCUGAGCCAGCGCAUGGUGGAGCAGGCUGCGAGGGAGAAAACUGAGAAGAUUAUCAACGCUGAGCUGCAAAAAGCUGCUGCCAACCCUGACCUGCAGGGACACAUACAGACUUUCCAGCAGUCUGGUUUCAGCAGAGCCACGUCCCCCCGCCAGUCAGUGGACUACGAUGACGAAGAGACGGACUCAGACGAAGACAUCAGGGAGACUUAUGGUUAUGAUAUGAAGGAUCCAGGUGAGGUCAAGCCGUACCUGUUCUGUGAUGAAGAGAUCCCCGUCAAGUCUGAGGAGGUGGUCAGUCACAUGUGGCCGACCGCCACGCCCUCCUUCUGCGCUGAACACGCCUACUCCUCAGCAUCCAAGUCCUGUGUGCAAAAUCUAGGCACUCCCAGGAAGCAGCCCAGGAAGACCCCUCUCAUACCCCGCAGCCUGGAGCCACCUGUGCUUGAGCUUUCCUCACAGGCUAAGGCCCAGCUGGAGGACCUGAUGAUGCUGGGAGACCUGCUGGAGGUAUCUCUGGAUGAGACCCAGCACAUCUGGAGGAUCCUGCAGGCUACGCACCCUCCCUCUGAGGAGAGAUUCCUGCAGGUCAUGGAGCCCGAUGAUUCUCUGAUGGAGAAGCCCCUGAAGCUCAAGCUGAAAGACUCAGAGAAAAAGAGGAAAAGGAAGCUGGAAAGAGCAGAGCACCAUCACAUGCUGAUGGCAGCUGCCGCAGCCGCAGGCGGGGCCUCUGUAAUGGGUGACAUGCGACCAGCCAAGGUUAAGGACCUGAAACGGGUGGGUCUAGAACUGGGUCUUGGCGGCAAACCCAAGAAGAAGAAGCUCAAACUCAACAUGGACAAAAACCGGGAGAUGAAACAACUGGCUAAACGGUUAGCAAAGGAGGAGAAAGAGAGGAAGAGGAAGGAGAAGGCAGCGGCCAAGGCAGAGGCCAUCAGAGAGAGUUUGGAGAAGAGGAAGGAGAAGAAGAUCCUGGACAUUCCUUCCAAGUAUGACUGGUCCGGGGCUGAGGACUCCAACGAUGAGAACGCUGUGUGUGCAGCCAAGAACUGCCAGAGACCCUGUAAAGACAAGGUUGACUGGGUGCAGUGCGACGGCGGCUGCGACGAGUGGUUCCAUCAGGUGUGCGUGGGCGUGUCCUGCGAAAUGGCCGAGACGGAGGACUACAUCUGCGUGGACUGCUCCAGAAAGGCCGCUGGGGUCAGCGUGGGGGGAGCGGUGAUAACUGUAGAGGAGGUGGCGGAGGAGGAGAGCGUAGUGGUGUUGGCGACGUCGUUGUGUAGCGCGGGCACACAGAGUCUACCCCCGGGGACUGUUUUGACCUCGUGGUCGUCCGCUUCUCACCUCAACCCGACCAUUUCUCAUCAGCAGCUGCAGCAGCAGCAGGAGGAACCCCAACAGGGCAGUUAGCAUUGACAUACAAGGCAGGGACUGAGACUGAAUACUGUACCUCACGGAAGAGCAUAACACAAACCCUGGUGUCCAGGCUAGAGGGCCCUCCUCUGAAACUGUGAGACUGCACAGCUUUUGGGGGACAGAAAGGGGAAGAAAAAGACCGAGGAGUCUCCUGUAACAGCCCGGACUGAAGAGCACAAGAGAGAUGAUGAACUUUCACAUUAGGAAGACGAAGAAGAAUCCUACUGUCACCAUGUGGCUUCAGCAAUCCCACGCUCUCUCUCUUCCGAGCACUGCGGUUGAUGAAAUGGUUCUUAGCACACAGACGAAGCUUAGUCCAACAGUUUUAGGUCUAAAAAACAUCCACCUGCUACUUCCUGGUCAUCCCCCUCAACAAUAACAAGUCGUGGUGCACUUACUUGUAGUCAAACAAACACCCAGCUGUUGUAUCGAGUGCAGACAGGCUAAUAAAACAGAUGUGUCCCUCUCUGUGUUUUACUGGACAUCCUGAUCUGCUCCCCUCUGUCCUCCGCUCUCUGCCCGGCCCUGCAGACAGUAACAUCUCAAACAUGUAGGACUCCAGACUAGGAAACACAAAUGGUGGUAAUGUAGUGGAAUUAUUUAUAAUGUACAUACUUUUAAGCAAUUAAAAGAAAAGGAUUGUGGCUUUUUUUUGUUUUCUCACCUUUAAUAAACUAUUCCUAGUCAAAUGAC